Molecule: messenger RNA, 7150 nt
Organism: Rhagoletis pomonella (apple maggot)
Lineage: Eukaryota; Metazoa; Arthropoda; Insecta; Diptera; Tephritidae
Gene: Tmem131
Product: transmembrane protein 131 homolog
Exons: 4
Coding region: 364-6087 (1907 amino acids)
Cellular component (GO): membrane
Source: RefSeq, a predicted model, not a curated record
CACUCUAUAGGCUGAUUAUUAUUUUUUGCACUUUUACAGACGACUGGCUGAUAGUGUAGUGUUUUAAGACGAAAAAAUAUCUUAAAUAAAACUAAAAUAAUGUGAAAAGAUUUGCCAGAGGAGGUUCAAUUUAGUAGUUACAAUAAUAUAAUAAAGACGGUUAUAAUUUGAAUAGAAAAGUGUCCGUAAAUCUAAAGACUCGAACGUUGUAACCAAUUGGACGUCAAAUCAAAGGUAAUCAAGCAGCAAAAAAGGAAGCAGAAGGACACUCGGAGGCCAUUGUGCACACCCAAACAGCCGCAACCGGCUAAAAAGAUACGCAUAGCGAAGGAAGACAUCCGUGGUUCAUCCUGUUGCGUGAAAAUGUCAGGACCAUCGUCAUUUUUGUUGGUGCUCACGCUGCUGCUCAGUCGAGUAGCCGGCGAUAUUAGUGGCAGUACUACUGCUGAAAAGUCAUUACAUGCAGCAGCGGCUCAAACCAAUGCAUUUGCGUCAUUAGCGCCUGCAGCGGACACAACUAGUGAUGAAUUGCAACGUAGUCUACGUUUCGAACCUCCUCUCCUCGAUUUCGGCGAGGCAUGCCCAGUGGGAACGGCUCGUGCACAUACGGUGACGUUGGUAAAUCAGAAUGCAAAUCGUAGCGUAUAUUUAACUUCGGUGUCGGGACGUACACCUACCUUUUAUUCGAGCUUUUUCGAAGCAAAAGUAGUACCGCCGCAAGGAAAUACUACCUUUAAUGUUGUUUUUCUGCCGCGCGUUCAUGGUAGCGUCGCUACGGAUCUACUAAUUCAUACGUCUUUUGGGCAAGCACGUUUGCAGGUACGCGGCGAAGGACGAGAUUGCCCGUAUCGGCUGAAACCGUUAGUGGGGAUCAAAGCACCGCUUAACGCAACGCUCACGCCUGAGAUCCAAAUGUACAAUCCACAUAACAAGCCACUUCAAAUACUAGAGGUUUACAGCAGUGGUGGUCAGUUCCAAUUAGAAUUACCGAGUGGCGGGCAAGAAGGCCCACAAACUUUAUGGGAGAUACCGCCGUAUGAAACGAAAUCUAUUAUUCGAAUACGAUUCCAUGCACGCACCGUCGGUAACCACACGGCUUAUAUACGCAUCAAAAUUUCAGAACAGAUUGGUGAAGGUACUAGUGAUUCAGCGAGCAAUAGCGGAAAUGUGCUCGUAAUACCUGUCGAAAUUGAGAUUUUACCCUUACACGGACUGUACGCAGAUAAUCCAGUUAUUAAUUUCGGUCGGUUGUCAACAGCCGCAUCACUAGGUAGUAGCGUGAAACCAUCGCAAAUGAAGUUACAGCUUCACAAUUCGCACAUGCGCCAACAGCACGUUUUAAUCGAUUAUACACUGCGUCAAAUGCCAGGACUAACUUUUGAUCUCAAAAAUGGUGUUGUAGUACUGGAGUCACAUCUCUUCGAUAGCACAACUAUACUAGAUGAGGUGAUGGUGUUGCGCAGUGCACCGCGUACUCCCUUGCAAGAAAACGCCACAAACACUCCGCACGAAUUCACGGUUCUUAUACGUGCCGAAGUGUUUAAAGGGUCGCUACACUAUGAUGGUAACUCAACUACUUUCGUAACACAAGCUACGUUGGGUAACCGCGGAGGCAAUAAACGUACCUUGGUGGUGCGAAACGACUUUGAAACGCCCAUAGCACUGCUAAAUGUAAGCUUACCGCAGCAAGAAACCGAUAGUGGAGCUUUACGCGCACAACUUAGUAGAGAUUAUCUGGACGUCUUAGGCGGCAGCGCAAGGGACUUUUUGGUGUUGCCAAGUGGCGGUUCUUUGGCUUUGUUGCAACUACAGAUGCUCAACUCAAGUAUGGUGUACAAAAGCAACUUACUCAUACGCACGAACAUUACGCACAUCCUGGUGCCGCUGAUUGUUUGUGGUGGCCGUUUACAUGUCUCCACCUACGAUACGGCGCGUUUACAAAACGAUGCACCUUAUAGUGUGGAUUUGAAUUUGGGUGCCAUACCAUUGGCAGAGACAUCGCACAAUGGUUACAUUGUUUUACGCAACCGCAAUCCUUUGCCUAUCAAACUAAACACUUGGAACUUUCAAUCGCCUCAAGGCGUAUAUUUUCAUACUUCAUUUCGAGGUUGCUUGCGGCCAGCCUCACUGCGCGCAUUGCGCAAUGCUACACUGAAAUUGGAGAGCGCAAAGUUUAAGCUAUGCACACAGUUGGAGGAGGACGAUGUGGCGGUUUUUCAAGUUACUAUACAGUCAUAUAUAACUGAGCAGCAUCAAUGCACAUUGAAAAUUUGGACAACAUACGAGGAGAUCACGACGACGGUGCGUUUUCGCACUUGGAUCGGCAAACUAGAGGUUGAUCAAGAGCUGCUUUACUUCGAAAAUUGCUUUCCGGGAAAGCAAUGUUCCGCCGAAUUGGCCAUACGCUCCACUUUUCAGCACCCUAUACACAUUACUUCAGUUAAUUUUACCGAUGCAGGAUUACGUUUUGAGGACUACAAUACCAACGGUUCGACAAUCGCGGGCAAUGCGAUGACCAAAGUAGGUCGCAUACACUUUGAACCGUCGCUGCUAUGUCAGCAACGCUGCUAUAUACCGCAGGAUGAGCGCACGAGCUCGCUUGCCUUUCCAGCAGCGCAAAACACUCGCGGCGGCUUGAACAACAAUUUACACUUCGACGAGACGGAAUUGCGACGACGCACCGAACUCUUUCGCCAUUUAAAGUACGACUUUCAAAAUAUCGCCUUCACGCUGAAUAGUCACGAGGUGCGACAGUUUUUGUUGCAACUAAUAAUUGACAUCGAGUGGCCGAAAUUUGUCACCGGCAAGCAAGUCUUUCCAACCAUAGAGGUAGGCAAAGCGCAGGAGGUUCAGGUACUGGUGAGUAAUCCGGCAGAUACACCAGUGUUGCUGGACUACUUUCUCUCCAAUCCGGCGUUUGCGAAGGAAACGCAGCUGUCCUUGCCGCUGGAAGUAGUGGACAUUGCACCGCAUUGCUAUCUUACGGAUAAGGAUGUAUUUUCUCUGCCAGGUGGCGCGCCGCAUAAACCAAUACUCUUGCCACCGCACACUAGUCUACCGGUGACAAUGCGUUUUGAGGCCCCCAUUGCUGAUACGUAUUGUACGCUGUUGCAUAUUCGCAAUAACCUUACACUCUACGAGGCGGUUUGGCUGAGCACAAAGGUGGUACAAUCGCAGUUUCGCUUUGGCAAUCGCAAACCUGGCUUGAAUGCGACUCUGCUUUUUGAUUUAACCGAACAAUUUUCUACGCUUUGCAAUCAACCGCCAACGCCUCCAUCCUCCUCUGGUGGGCAAAAUGAUUUGGGUUCACAUAAACACAAAAAAGUUGCGUUAAAGCGUGUAUUUACAGCUCGAAAUACGGGUGAGAUCCCCAUUUGGAUUGAGACAUUUCAAAUUGGCGAUCAAAUGUGUACCGGCUAUGGUUAUAGUGUAUUGGAUUGCAACAGUUUUGCGCUCAAGCCGAACGAAUCUAAAAAGAUUGAAAUAGUCUUCGUUCCCGAUUACACUUUAGCGCUCGUGCAAGUACCAAUUAAAAUACAUACGAAUCUCUCUUAUAAUUUGGAAUACAAACUAGAAGCAAGGCUGCCUGCUAGCAUGAUCGAUCGUUGUUCAGUUCUGAUACGGCGUCCCGCGUGGGAAGAGCGCAUUCGUAACGCAGCCAUUGUGUUGCUGGCCACCACAUUUGUUUUCGUUCUCAUUGCCGCUAACAUAGAUUAUGACAAUAUACUGCAUGGACAAACGGUACUAUACGAGGCACGCGAUAAAAGUUCCGUGCAUCCGACAUUUAAUCUGCGCAAUAUUGCAUUGAAGGCACAAGCAGCGGCGCAUGCGGCGGAUGACGAAGCACCGGUCGCGUGUGGCUCCUUGCAACGACGCAGUGGCAUCCAGCAACAUACCAAAGUCAGUACGAGCAGCAGCAGUAGUAGUAGCACUAGUAGCGGGAGCACAGGCAACAAUGGCAAUAGUAUGAAAAAGCGCAACUUGAAGCGCCAGAACAAUGCAAAUGGCAACGCCUCGACAUCUCGUGUGUCGCUGCCAUGGUCGCUGGACUUAAAUGCUUUUAGGAAUAACGUAUCUACGGUGAAAACGACGAGCGAAAAUGACCGAAACAACGUCAGCAGUGGUGCAAAUGGCAUGCAGCAGGCCAGCGCUAAUGAAAAUGGCGGAAAGAGAAGCGCAGCGGUUUCGACGACGCCAAAAACACAAACGCACAAUGAAAAGGUCGAAAGAGGCGGAAUUGAAGCAAAUAAACAAACAACAGCCACUAAUCUAAAUAAUAGCAGUGCCACUGGAGGAAAGAAACAGCAGCAGCAAAUUCAAGCAGCAGCCUCACCGUUGCAGAGCAUGGCUUCAAUACAACAGCCGCGUAGUGCGCGCAAGGCGAAAAAUGCCGCUGCUGCCCCAUUGCAGACUACCGAGAAAAAUGAAAGAGAGGCCGUAAGCGGUGGCGCCGGCAAUCAGAAGUCCCAGAUGAAUGGAGGAAAAAAUACGCGUGGAAAUGGAAAUAAGUCGACCGUUGCUGAAUCGCUAAACCAUGCCGCUAACCUUGGAGGCAAUGUGCUGGAUUCGCGUGGCACUAGCGCCGUUCCGACAUCAACACCUUCGCCGCCAGUAAAGGAAGUAGGCGUACAGAGUGGCGCAACCGGUUCGAAAUAUGGCAAAACACCAGGACGAGAGCGUCGCAAAGACGCGCGCAACGUCAACACUGGCAACAAUGGGAACGACACCGCAACUCCCUCGAACUGUUCUUCAUCGUCCGCAAACUCUUGUGGUUCUUCAAGUGCAUCGCGCCGCGCUGAGCGUAGAAGUCGCCAACGCGCAGCGGCCGCACUGCGUGCGUUAAAUUUUACCGAUUCAGGUGCUUCUUCGAAUGCUGCGGCAACACGCACAAUGCUUUCAAACGGAAAUGACAGCAACGGCGGCGCUACUUUGGGCUGCUUAAGCGCGCCUUGGGACACUGGCAACCAGGCGACGUUUAGUGAUGUUUUGCAGGCACAGCCUAUAAGUGGGCAGGGAAAAACUAUGCCAAAGGCGAAUGAUAAAUCGAAUGCUGGUGUCAGCGAUGCUGGAUCGUGUUACUUUUUCGGUGGUAAAGAGAACGAAUCGGAGUUUGGAAGAAAACAGCAAGAUCUGUUUCAGCAAGGGCAACAAAAACAGCAGCCGCAUCAACAAGCGCAGCUUUUCGGACAAAACUCAUCUGACACGAGCUCGGAAAAGUUGGCCAGCUCAAAUUCUGGUGAGUUGGGUCCUAUCGGCUCUAAAAAGUCGCCAUCGUCUACACCCGUCUGGGAGCCAGUUAAUAGCAACAGUAGCAGUAGCGGUAGCAGCAAUAAUAGCGGCAAUGGUCUACAAAUUCCAAAGCCGGUGGUGUCAACAGGCAAUUGCAGCUUCUUCUCUAAUCUUUUGACCACAUACGAGUACGAUGGCAAUCGGCCACUGAGAGGCCUAGACGCCGAUCUCUUUGAGAUAAAAAAGGCACAAGACGAGUACUUCGAAUAUAUGUACAGCCUGCGCCAGCAGCAAUUGCAAGCCCAGGUGCAGGCUCAUGCACAGGCACAUGUGCAAGCGCAGCAGCAACAACAACAGCAGCAGCUGCUACAAGGUGUCGAUUGGGCACACCUAAACUCGCGGACUUGGUCGCCGAUGACAACGUAUUUGGGACAACAUGAUAGCCCAACCGGCGGUGCUGUAUUGGUCAGCGGUUUGAAUACACCAGUAACAGGCGGCGGUACACUCGCAGCAACUGCUUGGCCGCCAAUCGGGGGUGCUGUAUCAACAUCUGGUGCUAGCUGUGGUGGUGUCAAUGGUAGCGCUGGCGUUGGCACAGCAGUCAUACGUCCACCUCCCGGCUUGGAGAGCAACUUUCAUGGUAUGAGUAACAAUACACAAUCAGCCGCACAACAAGAGCCACAGCAGCAGCAGCAAUCAUUGAAUGUUUCGUCCAACGAUGCUGGUGCAGGUGCUGUUAUACCAGCUGAAAUGCAGACAUUCGAUCCAUUUAGUUCGCUCAGUUCCAUUUGGUCGGAUAGCUGGCAGAAACGCAACAAUAUUAAUAACAGUAACAAGAACAACGGAAACAUAAAUUGAUAAGUUAUUGUAAAGCGUAUGUGCGGGCCUAAAUGUAAGGUUGAGCGAUUGAUGAUGAAUGGUUGGCGAAUGCGGGAUAGUUUUCUUUAUGUUAUGUAUAUUUUUGAAGAUAUUUACUAGCAUUACUAUAACAUGCGCGCCAACCAUUUACACGAAUCCCUCAUUGAGUAAUUUUUGAUUUAAUGUCGCUUAAACUUUGUGUGCGUUUUUUUCGUUUUGUAAAAAUUUAACAAUUGCUUACAUUGAACUUAAUAAUUAGGUUAACACAUUUUUUGAAACUUGUUGCCAUAUGCUCUUUUCCCCCAUUUCCCAGCAAUCUGACCGUCCAUAGUCCAAUGCGCUGGCCAUUGCUUUAUAACUAGAAAUAUGUUUUUUUUUUGUAAAACUGUGUGAAGUUCGAAAAAUAUGUGAAACGAACAAAAUUCGAAAUUCGAGCCAAAUAAUGCGGUAUUUCGAAAUUUCAUAACCAACGGUUAUUAUGGUUGAAAAUUAUUUAAUUUUUUCUUUUCCUAUAUAUAUCUUUUCGUUUAUCGCAAAAACGGUAAGGGUAAUGAUCCUUUGAUGAACAAGAAAAAAUUAAUUUGAAACAAUGUGAAAUUUAUAAUUUUUGUUUGUUUUUGAAUUUCCUAAUUUUAUUUAUAACUAUUUUCAAUUGACUUGACUUUGUUAUUUAAUUUUAAUGUCGCGAAACAAGAAUAAUAGUUUAUUUUGGAUAUCUUGGUUUUACUUAAAAAAUAAAGUAAAAUAAACUUUAAUGGAUUGAAGUCGUGAAAUUAUAAAUUCUUAAACUUAUAUAUGUACGUACAUACUCAAGAGUAGUCAUUGCUCAUCACGGCCUAAGUAACAGCAUAUUGCCACACAAUAAUAGCCACAACCUCAACACAUUAGAUUAAACACUUGGAGUUAAUAAUUAAUUUGAAAAACAAAAACUAUAAUGGACUAAAGUGCAGUUAACGCACAGAAUGAAAUAACUGCAUACAAAUCUACAUGCAUACAAACCAAAUACAUACAUACAUACUUUCAAGCAUACAUUAAAACCACUUUCAUUUAUUUGCAAACUGUA